Messenger RNA from Trypanosoma theileri, 2040 nucleotides. RefSeq lists its product as uncharacterized. The transcript has a single exon. NCBI's taxonomy places the organism in Eukaryota, Euglenozoa, Kinetoplastea, Trypanosomatida, Trypanosomatidae. The record is from RefSeq and is a predicted model, not a curated record. Bases 1 to 2040 code for a protein of 679 amino acids.
AUGGUUCCAUCCUUACACCAUGGCGAAGAACAGGAGAAACAGAAUAUUAUGGAUGCUCCACAAACUGCAGAGACAGGAAUGAAUGUGAAUUUAUAUCCUCUUACAAUUCGUAGAACUACACGGAGAAAACUCUUCGCACAAUCCGCACAAUCCGCACAAUCGCGAAUGUAUGUUAACAGGAAUGAAGUAAAUACCAAUAUCAUAGACUCUAGUGAAGUACCAGAUAAAAAUCAAACCGUUAGUACAAAUGAGCCACCAACUCCCAGUAAUGGUACUUUUGUUUAUAUUGGGAUUCCAAAGCAGUUUGUGCCAUCUAAAGAAAAUGGUAAUUCAUUUGAUUUUGACGUUAUCGUUAAUACAGAUCCUGUACAGAAACGUCUGUCCGCUCCUCUUAUGGAUACAGCAAACCAAGAAGGCGUGAACCACCCUAUUUCUUCACUCCCUCGUGUAAAUACAAUAGAUGAGGCAGAGAAAAAGAAAAUAAAGAAUAAAGAAGAUGAUAUAAAGAAAAGAAGAAGAGAAAUUGGAAAAGGGGAAGAAAGAAACAAAGAGCAAUUUCUUAGUGAAAUUUCCUCUUCCGGUUCUGGUGAUCUCUCUAGUUUAAAAGGAGCAGCCACUGUACCCACUUUCACAGGUCACUCCCGAAGGCGACGUCUCCCUAAACGUAAUAAUAUGCAUUCUUCACGGUUAGUCAUUAUGGAAACAGCAGAUGAUGGUCCUUGUAAUAGUUCCCAACAACAUAAAGAAAAAGAAAAAGAAGAAAAAGAUCAAAAACUUCAGAGAUGUCUUCCAUUACGGAACUGUGGAACCUCUUCUAGUACACUUCCUAUGCUAUUUGGCACAGAGGAGAAAUCAAUUGGUAAUUCAUCAUCUCCAAAACGUUUUGAAGAAGGUGAAGGAGGAGUUUGUGUUAAAUUAAAGAGUGAUCUCCUGUGCUCACAAAAUCAAGAGAAGAAGAAUAUGAGUCAUAGUGUUAGUAGAACCAUAUCUGGAGAUGAUUCAAACAGGAGUAAGUGUGAAGUUGAGGAAAAUGAUAAUAGAUAUUUACUAGUCUCAAUCAAUGAAAAUUCAUGUAGACCAUUAAAGAGUAUGGAUCACUACAAGGGUAAAGACCCCAAUCAGAUUAGUGAAAUCAUCUGUGGUAGUGAUACGAAUACGGAGAAGAAUCUAUCUACACAGUUGCAGUUACCUUUCUUGACAUAUUUAUAUGAUACCAACAAUAUACCGGAACUCCUUGAUGAUGAUGAUGAUGAUCGUGAUAAUGUAGACACCACUCAGCCUUUGGUGGUGUUACCAUCGGUAUCUAGUAAGAAUGCAGAACCCAGUAGCAAUGGAGAAGAAAUAGUGAAGAGUGAAGAGGAUGUAUUUAACGCUGGUAGAAACCAGGAGUCUCAUGAACAACGACGACGACGACGACGAAGAAGUUCCUGGUGGACUGGUAGUUCUCUCCGACAGGCAUUUUCCCGUUUAUAUGGUAGACAUUCAGGAAAAAAUAGUGAAAGUAGUGGAAAUAGUGCGAGUAGUAUUGGUUUCGUUGCUCAACUACACCAGGAAGAUCAGGAGGAUCAUAGUCGUAAGAAGAAGAAGAAGCGAAAAAGUAUUGUAGUCUCACCAGUACGUGCAUUGCCGCCUUCUUCACGUCGUUUUCCCACUUCCGGUGACUCUACACAUUGUUCACCGCAAUCUCAUACAUUUGUCUCUGGUAAAACAAUGCAUACAAAGAGAUGUGAUGCCUCUGCCUUUCGUUCUGUCGUCUCUGGACGGCAGAGUGUAGAAAUAGAAACAGGAACCACAACAGAUCUUUCCACAGCCCGCUUGAAUUCCACAAAUGGAGAUCAUAAGACACGGCGAGUGCGGAGUAGUAAAGGAUCUCUCUGUAAAGAUGAUGACGUUGCCGUCUUUUCCCCAUUAGUGCCUUUUCUAACCGUACAAAGCAUUACGAGUGAGGUUGGGGAUAAUAAUAAUAAUAAUAAUAAUAACGGUCCUGAAAGCAGGACUUUAGGGUCAGAGAGUGGAGAGAGCUCCAUCCUCUCAUUCUAA